AUGACGGAGCUGGAGGCGGCCACGGGCAUCGUCAUCGGCGGGUUUGGCCGCUACGCCGGCUCCCAGGGCGGCCGGCAGAGGCAGAACCUGAGCCGGGGGCGCUGCUGGAGCGGGAGCUGCCCGGCUUCCUGCAGACGGAAAAGCGCCGCAGACUCUGCCCGGCGCCCCAGAAACCGCAGAAGGGUUCACACGACCCUGCUGCCCCCUCGGGAGGAGGCGCGGCGCCCGGACCCUGCGGCGGCGGCGGCGGCGGCGCGGAGAGCGCAUGCGCGGGGAGACGGGACGCGCGGAAGGAAACUGCGAGCUCGCGGGCCGGAAGUCGGGUUGCGUGCCGUGCGUGCGCCCGCCCCCACGGACCGGAAGCGAACCCGGGAAAGCGGAAGCGGGGCCGCAGCCCGGCGGACGGCCGUCAUGGAGGGUCUCCCGGCGGAGGAGGGCGAGUCCCCGGCCGCCGCGUGGAGUGGGGACAGCGGCCGCGUGUCGCAGAGCCACAGCAGCGCCUCGGGGCCGUGGGAGGACGAGCCUGCGGACCCGGGCGGAGACCUGCCGCUGCUGCGCCGCGCCGCCGCGGGCCUGGCCGCCGCCCUGCUGCCCGGAGCCGGGGCGGGAGCCGGAGCGGGAGCCGGGGCGGGGGCGCGGCCCGAGGUGGCGGCGCUGGACGCGGGGCUGGACGAGCUGCUGGCGCGCGUGGACGAGUUCGUGGGGCUGCUGGACCUGCUGCGCGGGGACUCGGCGGCCGCCGUCCGGGAGGCCGUGCCCCGCAUCCAGGCGCGCGCGGCCGCCAUGCGCCGGGUGUUCGGCCGCGUGGACCGGCUGGAGGCCUUCGUGCGCCUGGUGGCGGCGGGCGUGGCGCGCCUGGAGGAGCAGGUGGCCCGCGCCGAGGCCGAGCUGGGCGCGUCCCCCGGCGGCGCGCUGCGGCGGCUGCUGCACUCGGUCGGCGUGGCCGCCCUCUUCCCCCGCGCCGCGCCCCCGCCGCCCCCGCCCCCGCCAGCGCCGCGCUACCGGCCCCCCGACCUCUUCCGCGCCGACGACCACUUCCCCGGGGCCGGCGACGAGCCGCAGGGCUGAGCCCAGCCUCACCCGCAGGAGACCCCCGACUCCGGGGUCGGAGCCACACCCGCGGGAGACACCCCCCCAGACUCCCGGGGAUCGGAGCCUCCGUGACAUCCGCGGGGAAGCCCGUCGGGGCCACCGGCCGAGCCACACCCGCGGGAGACACCCCCCCAGA
Messenger RNA from Erinaceus europaeus (western European hedgehog), 1228 nucleotides. RefSeq names its product biogenesis of lysosomal organelles complex 1 subunit 4 (gene BLOC1S4). The record is from RefSeq and is a predicted model, not a curated record. Lineage: Eukaryota; Metazoa; Chordata; Mammalia; Eulipotyphla; Erinaceidae. The coding region runs from base 1 to 1068 and encodes 355 amino acids. Gene Ontology annotation, cellular component: BLOC-1 complex. The transcript has 3 exons.